AUGUGUCAGUGCGUCAUUUCCUGUCGAACACCCAACAUCUGCAACGUAUCUAGCGCUGAAAGCAGUACAGUCGCCACUGUGGAAAACACAACAUACACGAGCAGUGACGACAGCAGUGACGUCAUCACGAGCAACGACACACUCUGUCAGUGCCGCUACUACGCCCAGCAGGGGGGGUGUUCCGGAACCAAGCGAGAGAGCUGUCAAACGACGUGCGACGUUCGAGACGCCGUCAUUUGUCCGGAACCGGAACCGUACAACCUGACGACCGUGGUGCCCAGACUGAUGACGUACCGCUACAUCGACAAGUACAAGUACCAGUGUAUUGAGGGCUACAAAAGCGUGGAGAACUUCCCGUGGAUCGUCUGCAUCGAGAACGGGAAGUGGGUCGUCCCGGGCAACCAACCCCUACCCACGUGCCAGUUGAAGUACUGCGGUCUGCCCCCUGAUGUCCCCCACAGCUCGUGGAACGCCUCUCACUACUACUACAAUGGCACAGCUAACUACACGUGUCAGCCCGGAUACGAGAUGACGUCAUCGGGAUUCACCAAGUUGUGCGGUGGCGCUGAAACCUGGACCGGAAGUGUCAUCUGUGAAGCAGUGGAUUGUGGCCCGCCACCCUCCAUGGAGCACUCGACAUUUUUAGCCAGCGGGACGCGAUACCCGGCCAUGACGAAUUACUCAUGUGAUAUCGGCUAUAUCUGGACGUCAGGGGAAAACGUGAAAUCGUGUUCACAGAAUCAAACCUGGACAGGGGUGGACAUCCAGUGUACAGUGGUAUCAUGCGGACCUCCGCCAGACGUCAACAACUCUUCUACAUCAGUUGUCUCCCUUGACUACCUCUCAGCUGCCAACUACACAUGCCUCAAAGGAUAUAAUAUAACCGGCGGAAGUGACGUCAAGACCUGUACCGAAGAUGCAUUCUGGGACGGCGAAGACUUGAUUUGUGAAAUUGUCUCAUGCGGACCGGUGCCUCAUCUUGACAACAGCACAGUGACUGCAGACGGGGAAACGUACGGGUCAAUUUCUACCUACACGUGCGUGACGGGACACAAACCACAGACAGGAAAUGACGUCAAGAUUUGUAACGAAUUCGGGUCGUGGAGUGGUAACGACCUUGUUUGCAUACUGGUCACGUGUGGAAAUCCUCCCACAAUUUCACACGCGUACACAUCAGACAACGUCACCACUGUGUAUUUGUCACUGGUCAAUUACACCUGUAACCUCGGCUACGAACAGGUAGGCGGAAGUGACGUCAAGAUCUGCAAUGGAGACGGUGCCUGGGAAGGAGACUCAAUCGUAUGUCAAGAGAAACCGUCUGUCGCCGAGAGUAUUGGGAUCAUCACGAAGUUCGAGCCGGAAGUGUUGGAGGCGGAAGGCUCGGUGGGUCUCGGUGUAGCGUCGUGCGUCAUCAUGGUCAUCAUUCUGGGCGCGAUCAUCCUGCUCGACCUGACCACAAUCUGUCACCACUUCCGCUUCAUGAGGGCCAACAUCCGGGCAUACUUGGAGCAUCAGAAGAGGAGAUUCCAGUGCCGUGACAAAGACAGUGACUCGAAACCAGGCAGCAGUGUCAAUAUAUAGCUUGUACUGUAGUGAAUUGUCAACUCUCGUGGAGGACGUCCAUGACAUAUUUGAAUUAUGUGACUUCAUUGACAGAACAAAAUGUACCUGAAGUUUUAUGCGAAAGUAUCCAUCUAACUGUCCAUCUGUCCAUCUAUCCAUCUAUCCAUCUUUAUGUUGCAGGGCUCGAAAUAGAAAGCAAAAUAUGA
Gigantopelta aegis is the source of this 1769-nucleotide messenger RNA. Its product is annotated as sushi, von Willebrand factor type A, EGF and pentraxin domain-containing protein 1-like. The record is from RefSeq and is a predicted model, not a curated record. Lineage: Eukaryota; Metazoa; Mollusca; Gastropoda; Neomphalida; Peltospiridae. Bases 1 to 1581 code for a protein of 526 amino acids. The transcript is spliced from 9 exons.